This is a messenger RNA of Myodes glareolus (Bank vole), 2226 nucleotides long. Lineage: Eukaryota; Metazoa; Chordata; Mammalia; Rodentia; Cricetidae. The record is from RefSeq and is a predicted model, not a curated record.
GCCAACUGUGCCGGGAGCAGCCCCGUGGGGCCAGCCAUGCGCCCUCCGCUCCGCCGUCUUCAGCCCCAGAGCAGGUGAGUGACAAGGACGCCGGGACACCCGCAGGCAGCUCCGCCUCCCCACGACAGCCAGGGACACUCGCCUACCUCAGGCUCCGUGCAGCGAGAUCACAGGAGUCUCCUCUGCCCGGCGUGAUUUUUGCAGGGUAUCCUCAGGCCAUCUGGAAAGGGGGAAAGGAUGACGAUGGUGGAUCCCCAGUACCAUUCUUGGAUCUUUGUCAACGAGAGGACAUUCAUAACCAGGGAGCAACUUAAUUCUUUACUGGAGGCCUAUAAUGUUUUCUAUGAAAACCAGAAAAAUCUGCAUAUUUUGUAUGGACAGACUGAAGACGGACAACUGGUUGUUGAAGGGAUGCUGGACAUUUUCUGGGGAGUGAAACGACCCAUACAGCUGAAAAUACAAGAUGAGAAGCAAAUCUCUUCUUUUGAUCUGUUGAAGUCAACAGAAACAUUUUCCAGCAAAGGGAGGAUGACACGCUGGGGAGAGUUUGAUGACCUUUAUCGUAUCAGUGAGCUGGACGGGAGCCAAGACUUGCUGUCUGAAGGAAGGCAUUCCCCAGAAGACUAUUUAUCUUAUCACAGCACUCUGAAGCCAUAUGCAGAGGAAGAGCCGGAUUCCCCACUGCUCUACAGGACCAUGAGUGAAGCAGCUUUGGUGAGAAGAAGGACGAAGGCUCCCAUGGCGUACAGAAAAGACAGACAGAGUCAUAGAGCCUCUAUCAACGGACACGUCUAUAACCACGAGACAUCCAUUUUCACCCCAACCUUCGGAUCAGAAACCAAGGUCAGAACAAACAGCACCAUGAGAACUGAAGAAGUAAUAAAGCAACUUCUCCAAAAGUUUAAGAUUGAGAAUAGCCCUCGGGAUUUUGCUCUUUACAUUAUUUUUGGAACAGGAGAGCAGAGAAAACUAAAGAAGAGUGAUGUCCCACUGCUGCAGAGGCUUCUCCAAGGCCCAUCCAAAAGCAACGCUCGGAUCUUCCUCAUGGAUAAAGACACAGAAGAAAUUAGCAGUGAUGUGGCGCAGUACAUUAAUUUCCACUUUUCUUUCUUGGAAUCCAUUCUCCAGAGAUUAGAUGAAGAAGAGAAAAGGGAGAUCGAGAGAAUAAUGGCGAAAUUCAGUAGCGAAAGGGCCUUUAUCCUGAAGUGUCUUCAGAGUAAACAGGCAGCAAAAACAGAGACCACAGUCUAGAAGCACGGCACCUGCACUGACUAGCACACCUCAACAGAGCUGGAGAGGGCAUCAUCGGAUGAGCUUCCGGUCUGCCUCUGCAUUCUGGUAUUCAGGACCUGGAAGCUGCGGAAAACUGAAUGCCAAAUAGCCUGCUUCCUCUUUGAAAUGAGGUUGGCUGUGGUUCAGAGUUGAACUAAGGCAAGAUUGGACUUCAUUUCAGUAAUUGAAGGAGCUUGGAUACUAUGUAUUCCUAAAAUCAUUCUGAGCCUAGGCCAGAAGAUUACUAUGAAUUCAGGCCAGCUUGGAUUACGUAGUGAAUUCCAGACCCAAGAAUAAGGCCCUCUCAACACACACACACACACACACACACACACACACAUACACAUACACACACACUCUGUAUAGUCUACAAAGUGCAUACAAAACUCAGCAAGCCUCCCAUAGAAAAAGAAAGUUGGAAAACUCACAGAAGAGAAAUUACAAGUGUAUACAAAGUAUUGUAUCUAACUGUAAUCAUCAAUUCAGGUCAGGAGAAACUGAGCGGUAACAUAGGCAGAGUUUAACGUGAAGAAUUGUUAAGCUACACUGGGACAGCAACAAUAAGGAUGGGAAGAGAACUCUAACGGGUGCCUGGGCCCACACAGCCUGUCUUGAGUAUUUGUGGACACAAUGAUUUCGACUGAGGAUCCAGCCUGCACUUCUUUCCAGAUUAUACCACCACUGACGGAAACAAAAGCUGGAGAAGCAGGCCAGGUAGGGAGAGACAGAGAAAUCUGCAGCUCAUUGGCUGCCAACAUUAGGGAAACCCCUGGAUGCAGUGUAGAAAAUCUCUCCUCUCCAGGGUCUGGAGCGGCAACAAAGACUGCAAUGGCUUUCUAGCGCCCUCUGCUGACAGUAUGUGAUAUUGUCCACGCUGGGAAGAAAAAUUUAAAGCGGCCUACCCUAAACACACACACACACACACACACACACACACACACACACACACACACA